This is a messenger RNA of Chara braunii, 2733 nucleotides long. Lineage: Eukaryota; Viridiplantae; Streptophyta; Charophyceae; Charales; Characeae. The record is from the annotation of a GenBank genome assembly.
GCCGGCGGCCCCCGACUUGCGCGCUUGCAGCACGUCCGCCAUAGCGGCUACAGCGUCACAGCUACCUGAGUAAUCUUAUAAGCGGAGGGGGAGCAGGAGGAGAGGGAACAAAGCAGAGGAAGAGAGGAGGAGGGGGGGAGGGAACAAAGCAUAGGAAGGGAAGAACUUCAAGGGGGAGGAGAAGAGCAGCAGACGGAAGACAUCCGGCAAUGGCAUGGAAUUAUAAGGCUUCUGAUUCUUCCCAUGGUGACAAUGGCGACUGGCCGUCACUCUCGGUAUCACACUCACCUCACUCGCCAGUGCCCAGGAAGGUCAGUGCAUCCAAGACAGAAGAUGUUGAUGACAGGCACAGGGAGCGUCAUCACUCGCCAGUGGGUGAGGGAAAGGUAGGAGGACGUUGGUCGGGUGGAGGACGGCGGACACACGCACAAGGCGAGGAGGCACACUCAGGCCAGCCAUCGCCUUCUGCUUCAAACAAUGCAUGGGGCAAACCUCUGACAAGUGUCGCAGCACAUGCCACAGUUGGUAGUGACGACGGUGGUCGUCCUAGUCAGGGACGUGACCAUCCGGAUGGUUAUCGUCAGGGACGGGACCAUCCGGAAGGUCGUUGCCAUGGGAGUAAGGAGAGCCCGAGGAGCCCAAGCGAGCAGCACCAUAGCUCGCCACGGCAUGAGGAGGUGGUCUCCUCUCCUCCGCAUAGUGCCUGGUCUAAGCCCUUACCUCCAAAAGGCGUCCAGAAUGGAAAAGGUGAGCAGGUCAAGGUCCAUGACGCCCACUCACCAGGGAAGGCUGCAGCAGGAGGAGGGGGAGGGGGAGGGGGAGGGUCCUGGGCUGCCAUUGCUGGCAAGGGAAGCACAGAGGCAGAGGGAAAACCGGUGGGGCGACCAAGCAGUGGUCGAGGAGGAAGGUGUGCGGGUGCCCCUUCCCCUCGUGAGAUGGUCAGAGCGCUUUAUGCGAAGGUCACUCCAGCGCAGAUGGAGCCCACGCGGGAAGAGCUGAAUGACAUCUCCCUUGCAGCUGCCCGCCUGUGGGAGCUUGACGUUAAUCGCCUUGUACCUGAUAAAGACUACCAAAUCGAGUGCGGGCAAGGGAAAACGAGCUACAACAAGCGGGAUAUGGCAAAAGAUUCACUCUUCCAAUAUGUUGAUCCACAAGUGUUUCAACGACCGACCUACAAAACGUUCAUGGCGCUGCUAGACAAUUACAAUCCAGACGUGUUGUCCCCGGAGAGCGUAACAGCAGCAGAGAUCAGAGAAAAUGCGUUUUUCCUCACUGCGGCAUUGGAGAGCCCAUGUUUAAAAUAUGUACACAGGUGGCUGGUUGAGCAGCGCUUGGCUCCUUCCCGCCCCGAGGACUUCAAAAGCUUCCUUGGCGAUCUUUGGUUUACGGUUUAUAACCGCGGUGGUGGUCGUGGAUCCUCCUCCGCAUUUGAGCACGUCUUUGUGGGAGAGGUCUCUGGCGAUGUCGUGAAAGGUUUCCACAAUUGGAUCCAAUUCUACAUUCUGGAGAAGAAUAAAAUGGUUGAUUAUAUGGGAUUCAUUCUUCCGAGAAGACGAGGCGAGCAACUGCCUGACCGCUUCGAUCAAGUAAUGCAGAUCCAGUUCGAAUGGGGAGACGAUCUGAAGGAGUUCUCCACACUAUUUAUUGGCGUCAGUCCUGAGUUUGAGCUCGCGCUCUACACGAUGUGCUUUCUGUCCGGCAUGGCCGAGGUUCAAGUGGACAUGGGCGGCUACGAUCUAAAAGUCAUCAGCCACAGGAUGCCCAACGGAAAGCUAGCUGCCUGCUAUGCUGACGUCCUGUGAUGAUCAGGCGAGGCGGGGCACACACAAUGUCAGCUGUUUUGUGUGCUAUGCCACAAGCAUGAACCUACUGGGAAAAGUAGGGCAGGUUCAUAACAACUUAGUACCGACAUAGCACCAGUCAGAACACGAUCGGCCGUGCUGUGCAACAAGCAUGGACCUAGUGGUCACACUACUGGCCAGGUUCGUAAUAACUGAAGUACAAGCAUAGCACCAGUACUAGUGGUCAGGUUCAUAAUAACUUACUAGUACAAGCAUAGCAGUGAUAGCACCAGCAGUACGAUCAUAGCACCAGUUACUAUUAACACAGCCCCUGGUCACACUAGUUGGCCAGGUUCUUAACAACUUAGUACCGACACAGCCACCACCCGGAAUGCUACCCGCCGACGUGCUAUGCAACAACAAGCAGGAACCUACUGGUCACAUUCCUGGCCAGGUUCACAGUAACUUAGUGCAAAGUUGCAAACAUAGCACAGGUAGUACGAACACAGCAGCCGUAGCACCACCAACACACCACCCCCCACCAGUCCCUCCGAGAACAAGCAUGAACCCAGUGCUGACACUGCUGCCCGUGUUCGUAAUAACUUGGUACAAAGUACUCCAAACUUAGAACCAGUUGGUCUGACAAGAACCCUUGGUUGGUUUAAACUUUAAACUUACAACCAGUUGGUCUGACAAGAACCCUUAGUUGGUUUAAACUUAGUACUACAGUUAUUAGAACCCGUUGAUCUGACUAGAACCCUUAGUACUACCAACUUAGUACCCACCCACAUAGCAGCACCAUCCAGUCGGACCAACAAGCGUCAACCUACCGGUGGUUGCCACACGACUGCCCAGGGUCGUAAUAACUUAGUAAUACGAACCUGGCGCCGAUUGGUUGGACAGAGCCCUUUAAUUAUUAUUAUUUUAUUAAGUCUGUCUCCUUCACAGAACG